AUGUUCAUCCAUUCGCUCAGGACGCGCCUCGGAGGUAUCAUCUAUCAGGAUGUUCCACAGGGCUCAUGGGUGAAAAGCACAAAUUUGGUUGGAAGUGCAAAUGUUGCUGCAGGUCCAGGUCACAUAUCUAGGACUUUUGACAGAUUUCCUACCUUUGGUGGUAGACCUCCGCUUGGAAGUGAACUCAACCGAGAUAUGAGACGCUAUUGA
Molecule: messenger RNA, 210 nt
Organism: Cylicostephanus goldi
Lineage: Eukaryota; Metazoa; Nematoda; Chromadorea; Rhabditida; Strongylidae
Source: the annotation of a GenBank genome assembly